Molecule: messenger RNA, 564 nt
Organism: Staurois parvus
Lineage: Eukaryota; Metazoa; Chordata; Amphibia; Anura; Ranidae
Source: the annotation of a GenBank genome assembly
GCCAGGGCCAAUCCGCCCCUGUUGUUUAUCAACUGGACCAAGGACGGCCUCCCGCUAGAGCUGGACAAGUUCCCAGGAUGGUACCUGGAAGAGGACGGCUCCAUUGUUGUGGCAACGGGGAAUGACGAUGCCCUUGGCACGUACACCUGCACUCCCUACAACAGCUACGGAAGCAUGGGUGUGUCUCUGCCCACCGCCGUCAUCCUGAAGGAUCCACCUUCCUUCAUCAUCAUCCCAAAAGAUGAGUAUUUCCAAGAUGUGGGGAGGGAGCUGAUCAUCUCUUGUGCUGCUGAUGGGGACCCACCUCCCGAAAUUAGCUGGGUCAAGCUUGGGAUGCCCAGUAAAAGCGGAGCUCAGAUGGAUGUCAACGGCAGUUUGAUAUUCAGACCUCUCACCAAAGAGGAACAUGGCAUGUGGGAAUGCGCUGCUGCCAAUAACGUGGCCAAAAUCAGCACGCUCACUUCCGUCUUUGUUUUGGGCACCAGUCCCCACGCAGUCAGCAAUGUGUCCGCCCAGUCAUUGGUGAACGCAAUAAACAUCACCUGGACCCCCGGCUUCGAUGGA